Messenger RNA from Solanum dulcamara, 6205 nucleotides. RefSeq names its product callose synthase 9. Gene Ontology annotation, molecular function: 1,3-beta-D-glucan synthase activity. Lineage: Eukaryota; Viridiplantae; Streptophyta; Magnoliopsida; Solanales; Solanaceae. The transcript is spliced from 52 exons. Bases 158 to 5896 code for a protein of 1912 amino acids. Gene Ontology annotation, biological process: (1->3)-beta-D-glucan biosynthetic process. The record is from RefSeq and is a predicted model, not a curated record. Gene Ontology annotation, cellular component: 1,3-beta-D-glucan synthase complex; plasma membrane.
UCAUUUCAAAAUUCACCCACAAAAAUCUCUUUCUUUACACAAUUAGUCCUUUUCGCAUUUUCCUCCAUUGUUUCUUCAGCUCAAAAAUAUUUCUAGGGUUUAAUCUUAGUUUCUCCGGUGAUUCUCAGGAGAGAUCUCCAAUCAGAUUUUGUAGGAGAUGUCUCGAGUGGAAGAUUUGUGGGAACGGUUGGUGCGAGCAGCACUACGUGGACAUAAGGCUGCCGCUGGGCGACCGGCAGGAGGGAUUGCUGCGAAUGUCCCAUCUUCGCUUGCGAAUAACAGGGAUAUAGAUGACAUUCUAAGAGCUGCGGACGAGAUUCAAGAUGAGGACCCUAAUGUGUCCAGAGUAUUAUGUGAGCAUGCCUAUUCCUUGGCUCAAAAUUUGGAUCCUAACAGUGAGGGGAGGGGUGUUUUGCAGUUCAAGACUGGUUUGAUGUCUGUAAUCAAGCAAAAGCUAGCGAAGCGGGAGGGUGGCACGAUUGAUAGAAGCCAGGAUAUUACUCUCUUACAAGAAUUCUACAAACAAUUCAGAGAAAAGCAUAACGUGGAUAAAUUACGAGAGGAGGAACUGAAAUUGAGGGAAUCUGGUGUCUUCAGUGGUAAUCUGGGAGAAUUGGAGCGUAAGACUGUCCAAAGGAAAAAGGUUUUAGCGACUCUUAAGGUUUUGGGAAAUGUCCUCGAACAGUUGACUAAGGAGGUUUCCCCAGAAGAGGCGGAUCGCUUAAUACCUGAGGAGCUAAAACGAAUGAUGGAAUCAGAUGCUGCUAUGACUGAGGACAUUGCUUACAAUAUUAUUCCCCUUGAUACCACUUCAACUACAAACGCUAUUGUGUAUUUCAAUGAGGUACGUGCAGCAGUGUCAGCUCUGAAGUACUUCAGAGGCCUACCAAAAUUGCCUGGAGAUUUUUCUUUGCCAUCAACAAGGAGCAUCGAUUUGUUUGAUUUUCUGCAUUACUCUUUUGGAUUUCAGCAAGGCAAUGUUUCCAAUCAACGAGAACAUAUUGUCCACCUCCUCGCAAAUGAGCAGACCCGGCUUCGUAUUCCUGAAGAACCUGAACCGAUAUUGGAUGAGGCUGCUGUACAGAAGGUCUUCUUGAAGUCCCUUGAUAACUAUAUCAAGUGGUGCAACUAUUUGGGCAUCCCACCUGUGUGGAGCAAUUUGGAAGUAGUUAGCAAGGAGAAGAAGUUGUUAUUCAUUUCUUUGUAUUUCUUAAUAUGGGGUGAAGCUGCUAACAUCCGAUUUAUUCCAGAAUGCUUGUGCUACAUAUUUCAUCAUAUGGGAAGGGAGCUGGAGGAGUUACUACGACAACAGGUUGCACAGCCGGCUAAGAGCUGCAUGUCUGAUAAUGGCGUGUCAUUUCUUGAUCAAGUUAUAUGUCCUGUUUAUAAUGCCAUUGCAGCGGAGGCUGGGAACAAUGAGAACGGCCGAGCACCUCAUUCUGCUUGGAGAAACUAUGAUGAUUUUAAUGAGUAUUUCUGGUCCCGUCAUUGCUUCAAGCUUGGCUGGCCAUGGAGGACAAAUUCUUCUUUCUUUCUGAAACCAGCACCGAGAUCAAAGAACAUUCUUAAAUCUGGAGGCGGCAAGCGCAGGGGAAAAACUUCCUUUGUCGAGCACCGGACUUUUCUCCAUCUUUAUCACAGUUUUCAUCGCCUUUGGAUGUUUCUUUUCAUGUUUUUUCAGGGAUUGACCAUCCUUGCUUUCAAUAAUGGGCGAUUUGACUCUAAAACACUGAGGGAAGUUUUAAGUCUUGGACCUACGUAUGUUGUGAUGAAGUUUCUUGAGAGUGUUCUGGAUGUUAUCAUGAUGUAUGGUGCAUACUCUACAUCAAAACAUGUAGCUGUCAGUCGGAUUUUCCUUCGUUUUGUUUGGUUCAGCAUAGCUUCUGUGUUCAUUUGCUUCCUUUAUGUGAAGGCGCUUGAAGACAAUAGCAAUCAAAAUUCCAACUCUACUGUCUUUAGAAUUUAUGUUGUUGUUCUUGCAAUCUAUGCUGGAGUGCAAUUUUUUGUCAGCUUUCUGCUGCGGAUUCCAGCUUGUCAUAGUUUGACAAAUCGAUGUGACAAUUGGUCUGUGGUCCGUUUCAUCAAGUGGAUGCACCAGGAACACUAUUACGUUGGUCGGGGCAUGUAUGAGAAAACUACUGACUUCAUCAAGUAUAUGGUUUUUUGGCUUGUUGUCUUGGGAGCAAAGUUUGCUUUUGCCUAUUUUCUACUGAUUAGGCCGUUGGUGAAGCCGACAAGACAGAUAGUGGCAAUGGAUAUUCAGCAGUACUCUUGGCACGAUUUUGUUUCUAAAAAUAACCAUAAUGCAUUGACGGUUGCGACCUUAUGGGCACCAGUUUUUAUUAUAUACCUGUUCGAUACUCAUCUAUUUUAUACUGUUAUAUCGGCUGUAUGGGGCUUUCUUCUGGGAGCACGAGAUCACCUUGGGGAGAUAAGAUCAUUGGAUGCUAUGCAUAAACUUUUUGAGAGAUUUCCGGAGGCUUUUAUGAACAGUCUUCAUGUGCCUCUUCGAACCAGGGCGACACUCCUGUCUUCUGGUCUGAUUUUGGAGAGAAACAAAGCUGAUGCUGCUCGAUUUGCACCUUUCUGGAAUGAAAUCGUCAAGAAUUUGAGGGAAGAAGAUUACAUUACUAAUUUGGAGAUGGAACAGCUUUUGAUGCCUAAGAAUUCUGGGAGUCUGCCCUUAGUUCAGUGGCCUCUUUUCCUAUUAGCUAGCAAGAUAUUUCUUGCAAAAGAUAUAGCUGUGGAGAGUAAAGACUCACAAGAUGAGUUAUGGGAUAGGAUUUCAAGGGAUGAUUACAUGAAAUACGCGGUUGAAGAGUGCUAUUACGCCAUCAAGUUUGUUCUUACAUCCAUUUUAGAUGAUGAAGGAAAUGAUGAAGGAAAAAAGUGGGUUGAACGAAUAUAUGAGGAUAUUCGUGGGAGCAUAACUAAAAGGAGUAUUAAUGUGGACGUUGAUAUGAAUAAGCUGCCACUGGUGAUUCAGAAAUUAACUGCACUAAUGGGGAUACUGAAAAAGGAGCAUACACCAGAGCUUGAAACUGGGGCUGUUAAAGCUAUUCAAGAUCUGUAUGAUGUUCUGCGACUUGAUGUCCUUCACUUCAACAUGAGAGAACACCUUGACACAUGGAACAUUUUGUCAAAAGCAAGGAAUGAAGGCCGGUUGUUCUCAAAGUUAAAGUGGCCGAGAGAUGCUGAGUUGAAGGAACUGAUUAAAAGACUUUAUUCUCUCCUAACUAUUAAAGAAUCUGCUGCCAACAUACCCAAUAACCUUGAAGCUAGGCGUCGGUUAGAGUUUUUCGCCAAUUCACUUUUCAUGGAGAUGCCUGUAGCGAGACCUGUCCGUGAGAUGCUAUCCUUCAGUGUGUUCACCCCAUAUUAUUCAGAAACUGUUCUUUACAGCAUGUCAGAACUCCUUAAGAAAAAUGAAGACGGAAUUUCUAUUCUGUUUUACCUCCAGAAAAUAUAUCCAGAUGAAUGGAAAAACUUUCUUGCACGAAUAGGUCGUGACGAGAACAUCUCAGAGAAAGAACUUAAUGAUAAUCCAAAUGACAUUCUUGAACUUAGGUUCUGGGCUUCAUACCGCGGGCAAACAUUGGCCAGAACUGUUCGUGGAAUGAUGUACUAUAGGAAAGCACUAAUGCUUCAAUCAUAUUUGGAACAGAUGAUUACUGGAGAUGCUGAAACAGGAAUUACAUCAAAUGAAACUACGGAUACUCAAGGAUUUGACUUGUCUCCGGAAUCAAGAGCACAGGCAGAUCUGAAAUUUACGUAUGUUGUCACAUGCCAGAUAUAUGGGAAACAGAAAGAAGAGCAAAAACCUGAGGCUGCAGAUAUUGCAUUACUAAUGCAAAGAAAUGAGGCUCUUCGAGUUGCUUUCAUUGAUGAGGUUGAAACUCUUAAAGACGGGAAGGUGAAUAAAGAAUAUAUCUCAAAGCUUGUAAAGGCUGACAUCAACGGCAAAGAUAAGGAAAUCUACUCCAUUAAAUUGCCUGGAAAUCCUAAACUUGGUGAAGGAAAACCUGAAAAUCAAAAUCAUGCCAUUAUCUUUACACGUGGAAAUGCAGUGCAAACAAUUGACAUGAACCAGGAUAAUUAUUUUGAAGAGGCUCUGAAGGUGAGAAAUCUUCUUGAGGAGUUCUUCCUAGAUUAUGGCAUUCAUCCUCCUACAAUUCUCGGUGUUAGGGAGCAUGUGUUCACUGGCAGUGUUUCUUCGUUGGCGUCCUUCAUGUCUAACCAAGAAGCUAGCUUUGUGACAAUGGGCCAGCGUGUUCUGGCAAAUCCUUUGAAAGUUCGUAUGCACUAUGGACAUCCAGACGUGUUUGACAGACUUUUCCAUAUUACUCGAGGUGGUAUCAGCAAAGCAUCACGUGUGAUUAAUAUCAGUGAAGACAUCUUUGCAGGGUUUAAUUCAACUCUACGGCAGGGAAAUAUUACUCACCAUGAGUACAUCCAGAUCGGCAAGGGACGAGAUGUCGGACUCAAUCAGAUUGCAUUGUUUGAAGGCAAAGUUGCUGGUGGUAAUGGUGAACAAGUUCUAAGUAGAGAUGUUUACAGGCUUGGCCAGCUCUUUGACUUCUUUAGAAUGUUAUCAUUCUACUUUUCAACUGUCGGAUACUACUUCUGCACAAUGUUGACAGUUCUUAGUCUUUAUGCUUUUCUCUAUGGCAAGGCAUAUCUGGCAUUAUCUGGUGUUGGUGCAACUAUUCAGGAUAGAGCUAAUAUAUUACAAAAUACUGCUCUUAGUGCUGCUCUCAAUGCGCAAUUCCUCUUUCAGAUUGGUGUGUUCACAGCAGUUCCUAUGAUUCUGGGUUUCAUUCUGGAACAAGGUUUCCUAAGGGCUGUUGUUGGUUUUGUCACUAUGCAGUUUCAGCUCUGCACUGUCUUCUUCACGUUCUCCCUUGGCACUAGGACACAUUACUUUGGUCGAACUAUCCUCCAUGGUGGUGCAAAAUAUCAUGCAACCGGUAGGGGAUUUGUCGUUAAGCACAUCAAGUUUACAGAGAAUUAUAGGCUCUACUCCCGCAGUCAUUUUGUCAAGGGCAUGGAAAUUGUGCUUUUGUUGGUGGUAUACGCGGCUUACGGCUACAACGAGGGUGGUGCUUUAUCCUACAUACUUCUCACUGUUAGCAGUUGGUUCUUGGCUAUUUCUUGGCUUUUUGCUCCAUAUUUGUUUAACCCAGCAGGAUUUGAAUGGCAGAAGACGGUAGAAGACUUCCGUGACUGGACCAACUGGCUCCUUUAUAGAGGUGGAAUUGGUGUUAAAGGGGAAGAAAGUUGGGAGGCUUGGUGGGAUGAAGAACUGGCUCAUAUUCGAACCUUUGGAGGAAGGGUGAUGGAGACCAUUCUUAGUUUACGAUUUUUUAUAUUCCAAUACGGCAUUGUCUAUAAGUUAGAUGUUCAGGGAACAAAUACAUCUUUAACGGUGUAUGGUUUUUCAUGGGUUGCAUUUGCUGUCAUCUUACUCCUCUUCAAGGUGUUCACUUUCAGCCAGAAAAUAUCAGUUAAUUUCCAGUUGCUGCUGCGUUUUGUCCAAGGCCUAUCGUUUUUGCUUGCCGUUGCUGGUUUAGCUGCUGCUGUUGUAUUGACAGACCUUACUGUAACAGAUGUCUUCGCGUGCAUCUUAGCAUUCAUACCCACUGGCUGGGGAAUUCUCUCAAUUGCUGCAGCAUGGAAGCCUCUGGUCAAGAAAAUGGGGAUGUGGAAGUCUUUCCGUUCAGUUGCCCGUCUGUUUGAUGCUGGUAUGGGUGUGCUCAUUUUCAUCCCAAUCGCACUCUUUUCUUGGUUCCCCUUCAUUUCAACAUUUCAAACCCGGCUUAUGUUCAACCAAGCGUUCAGUCGAGGGCUGGAGAUCUCUCUUAUCCUUGCUGGUAACAAUCCAAACACUGGUUUAUAAUUUCUUCAUCUUCCUCUGAUCUUGUACAGAGAAAGAGUAGUUCAUAUUGUUCCAUCACUUUUAGGAGCCUUUGGUAGAGUACUUUCUGUCAUUAGUAAUUAUUGUAAAAUCUGUCAAUGUAUAGUUUCAGAUAUGUAAAAUCAUAAUUUUGACUAGGCGGACUCUACGUUAUUUAUCUUCUUCUGUUUUACGUCUCAUGAAAGAUGUAAUGGAAUUUAUCGUAUGUGUUCUGCCUAGCAUACUUACUCCUCCAUGGGUGUUGGUACACAGUUUUGUUGGAGUUCAAUCAACGGACUUCGAUUUGCCUGA